GCUCUUGUGCCCACUCCUAUACCUGCACCUACCCAUGUGCCAAUGCCAACUAUAGCACCCCGAGCGCCCAUGUCCACCUCUCGACCAGCUCAUGCACCCAGGUCAACGUCCACGACGCCUGUGCCAGUGCCCGCUGCGCAUGUGUCUGUGGCGCCCAUACUUGCCUUGCUUGUGUCUACUUCACUCACACCACCUUUGCCCUCCAUCCCUCUUCAAUCUAACCCUCUCAAGGAAUGGAACAAAGGGAAAGGAGGAGGGACCUAUUUAUAG
Molecule: messenger RNA, 270 nt
Organism: Ilex paraguariensis (yerba mate)
Lineage: Eukaryota; Viridiplantae; Streptophyta; Magnoliopsida; Aquifoliales; Aquifoliaceae
Source: the annotation of a GenBank genome assembly